AUGACCUUGUUGACUCAGAGACUGUACAGUCUCAGGCCGAGAGGGGUUCCUCUUGGCCUUGAGACUGUACAAGGUCUAGGCCGAGAGAAUCCCUCUCGGCCUUCAGCCAUGGAAGCUCAGGGCUAUCCCUUAGUAAGGCUGGAACCCGAAUGGUGCCACCCGGGUGCUCAACCCGUGGUCGGGUUGUCGGGAUGGGGCCUGGUCACCACCCGAGCACCCGGGGAGUAA
Puccinia graminis f. sp. tritici CRL 75-36-700-3 is the source of this 228-nucleotide messenger RNA. RefSeq lists its product as uncharacterized. Bases 1 to 228 code for a protein of 75 amino acids. Lineage: Eukaryota; Fungi; Basidiomycota; Pucciniomycetes; Pucciniales; Pucciniaceae. The record is from RefSeq and is a predicted model, not a curated record. The transcript has 2 exons.